AGAGAGAGAGACAGAGAAGCGGCACAGAAUUGCUAUUAAGUUUGUGUGAUAAGGCGGAGGAAAGGAAGUAGGACAGCAAGAGGUGAAGACUGCUCGAACGAGUUCACAGAUCUGCUAUUUACUGAGGAGGAAAAAAAAUCCAUCGAUAUGUCGCAAGACGCAGUCGUCGUGAGAUAUGCACACAAGCGCUACUCGAAGAGCCAGAAGCCUAUCCUCGAUGGAUUGAACAUGACGGUUCCACGGGGUUCUAUCUACGGAUUACUAGGAGCCAGCGGAUGUGGUAAAACAACUUUGCUCUCCUGUGUAGUGGGCAUCCGAAAACUCGAUCACGGCGAAAUUUGGGUUCUAGGGGGUAAACCCGGACAGACGAACUCGGGAAUUCCUGGGCCGCGUGUUGGAUACAUGCCCCAGGAGAUAUCAUUGGUGAAAGAGUUUUCGGUCAUCGGGGCGCUCUAUUAUUUCGGAAGGAUCAAUGGCCUCGAGGAUAAUAUUAUAGACGACAGAUUCGCAUUCUUUUCGGAACUGCUGAAUCUGCCACCGAGGGACCGGCUGGUGAAACAUUUGAGUGGCGGACAACAGCGACGUGUUUCAUUCGCCGCCGCGCUCAUCCAUAAACCGGAACUCUUAAUCCUCGAUGAGCCGACCGUCGGAUUGGAUCCGAUUUUGCGCGAAAAAAUUUGGGAUUUCCUCGUGAAAAUAACAAAAGAAGAAGGAACUGCCGUUGUUAUUACUACACAUUACAUCGAAGAAGCUAAACUUGCCAAUAGAAUUGGUCUCCUGAGAUGCGGUCAAUUACUAGCGGAAACGACUCCGAAUGUACUUCUAACAAAAUUUCAAUGCACGACCCUCGAAGAAGCUUUCCUCGUUCUUAGCCAGAAGCAGAUGGAAAAUCAAAACAAAGCUGUUCCGGAGAUUGGAAAUGGAUCGGUAGAGGAUGUAGAUGAAGUCACUACCAACUCAGUAUCGACUUCUCAAAACGAUCUUUGCGCGAGUACCAACUGCAUUGUACAUAGUGAGAAGCAGCUGUUGGACAGUCAGUAUACGGAAAAGAGCUAUUCUCGUUUUUGCUCACCUAUUUGUGGAAAAAUAUUCCGGGCUCUUUUAACAAAGAACAUUCUGCAAUUUAUACGAGAUCCUGGAGGCAUACUCUUCGCUUUCGUCUUCCCGAUAGUCCAGGUGACAUUAUUCUUCUACUCGAUCGGGUUGGAUCCUAAAGAUGUUGUCAUGGCCGUGGUAAACGACGAAGCCGGACAUUGUAAUUACGGAAAAAAUUUGGGCUCCAUUAUAUAUACUCCAGAUGACGGCUCGUGCGAUUACAUAGACAUAAGUUGUCGAUUUUUACAUGGCUUUAACGAGAGCAUUAUGCAAAAGAAAUACUUCAGUACGAUAGAAGAAGCAAGACUCUCGAUAAAACAUGGAGAAGCCGCAGGAAUGAUGCACUAUGAGCAAAAUUUUUCACGUGCUUUGCAAAGCAGACGCGACAAUUUUAAUACAGUGACGGAAGAGGAAAUUGUCUCCGGAGAAAUUCAUAUUACACUUGACAUGGGUGAUCGACAGAUUGGAUUAUUUCUACAGAAGGCAUUAUACGAACGCUUCAUAAGAAUCCAUGAAGAUAUAAUAUCCAAUUGCAAUAUAUCCAGAAAAUUCUCAAAUCUACCGCUUGUCUUGGAAAAGCCAAUAUUUGGAAAGUUGGAUCAAACGUAUACAGAUUUUGUAGCUCCAGGCUUUAUAAUUACGAUAGCUUUCUUUUUGGCGACGGCUGUUUCAUCUUCCAUUAUUAUUGCAGAUCGCGCAGAAGGUGUUUGGGAUCGAAGUCUCGUACAAGGAGUUGCAACAGCGGAAAUAUUGUUUUCUCAUAUCUUGACACAGUUUUUGAUGAUCAUUAUUCAGGUGACUGUGGUCUUAUGCAUAAGUUUCCUGCAAUUUCAGCUGCCUUGUAAAGGAUCAAUUACCGCUGUUAUUGUUUUAGUGCUUCUCACAGGAAUAUGCGGAAUGUGCUAUGGUUUUCUCAUUUCCGUCUUAUGUACGAAUCACACAAUGGCCAAUUUCAUUUCAACCGGAAGCUUCUAUCCCAUCAUUUUAUUAUGUGGCACGAUUUGGCCGACGGAGGGUAUGCCGACCUACCUUCGCUACCUAAGUUUCAGCCUACCGACGACGAUUCCGAGCAUCUCACUACGUAGUAUCCUGGCCAAAGGCUACCCGAUAACUGACAUCGAGGUCUACAGCGGUUUCCUCAUCGCGCUCGGCUGGACCCUCGCUUUUGUAAUUUGCUGUCUGAUCGGGCUCAGAAGCAAAGCCGUGUAAAUACGUCGGCGAUUGGAUGUUUGGAAGGGGGUGGGGUUUCAAGGAGGCGUUCAUCGAAUAGUAAUCCAAUUAAAAUACAUUUUCCAACUUUCUUGAGGUGAUUGGCUCGUGACGAGAAUUCGAGAUGG
Ceratosolen solmsi marchali is the source of this 2432-nucleotide messenger RNA. Its product is annotated as ABC transporter G family member 20. Gene Ontology annotation, cellular component: membrane. The transcript is spliced from 15 exons. Gene Ontology annotation, molecular function: ATP hydrolysis activity; ATP binding; ABC-type transporter activity. The record is from RefSeq and is a predicted model, not a curated record. The coding region runs from base 148 to 2304 and encodes 718 amino acids. NCBI's taxonomy places the organism in Eukaryota, Metazoa, Arthropoda, Insecta, Hymenoptera, Agaonidae.